AUUUAUGUAAGGAUUAAUUGAUAUUGAACCCAAAUAAUAUUUAGACUUCGCUGCUGAGGAAGGUAAAUUAGGAUAAACCACUCUCACUGUAUUCAACUUGACCUCUAAUUAAUUAUCAUUCAAAGUAAGCAUACUCAUCUAUGUCCAGAUCAAAACUGCUAACCCAAUGUUAUUCUAAGUGAAACCAAGCAUCGGCAUCAUAGCACCUAACAAUCAAGUCUCCAUUGUAAUCACAACUGCCCAACCUCUCAAGGAGAAUGGCAAUUUGAAUUCUAAAUUCCAAAUCAACGCAUGCACACUUCUAUAAGAUGAAUAGGGUAAUACCAUCUUCUAUAAGAAAGAUCUUACUAAUUUUUGGAAAUCUGUUGAUGCAGCACUAAUACAGUAAGUACAAGUGAGGAGUCGAAUUAAGCCUGUGGAGGUGCAACAAGAAAUUAUGCCAUAAUAAAUUCAAUAAAGUGUGAUAUCAGAGAAUAGUGACAUGAUGAAUCUGUUGUACUAAUCAAUAGUCGAUCCGAAAUCAAGGGAAUAAGACGAGGAGAUAUAGAGAUAUCAAGAGCAGAUCGAUCAAAUGGUAUGUACUCUUCCCCUAAGCUUUUAGACCAAGGAACUAUCCGAUUAUUAAUUGAUAUUAAGGAGUGUGAAAUAGCAACAAGCAGCUAUUAAACAUCUUGGUAUGUAUCAAAUCAUAAUGUCGCAAUAGGUAACAAAUUCGAGUUGAAUUAAGUGUUGAUAAUUGGUGCAAUAUCGAUCGUUUUGGGAUUCAUAUUCGGAAAUUGAUUAAUUAAAUUUAUCAAUU
This is a messenger RNA of Paramecium octaurelia, 799 nucleotides long. The record is from the annotation of a GenBank genome assembly. Lineage: Eukaryota; Ciliophora; Oligohymenophorea; Peniculida; Parameciidae.